CAGACGAGCGGUGCAGGGACAGACGGGCUCGAGGCGCAUCGACAGCUCUGCAGCUCCACGUUUGUUCUGAACAUGUUCACGCUGCUGGUCUCCUGUCACGUUUGGUUCCUGCUCUCAGGUCUGAUCGGCUGCACGGAAAACUCCACAGCAGCGAUCUGGUUUUCGGUCCCUGAGAAUCACCACGUCUGUCUGCCGUGCAGCAGCUCUGGCAGCUCAGACGUGAUCUGGACUCUGCAGGAUCAGGAGGUCCUGGUGACCCGACGAGGCGGCUACAAGACCAACAAGGACCGCCAGCGCUACCUCCUCAUGGUUAAUGGCGGCCUCUGCGUCCUGCAUCUGGAGGAGUCGGAUCAUGGAGGAUACCGCUGUAACCAGCAGCUGGUGGCUGAGCUGCAGGUGCUGACAGGUUGGGACUACACGGUGUCCGCAGGCCGGACGCUGCUGCUCCCCUGCAGCGGCUCCUCCAAACCCAAACAGAGAUGGUUCCAGCAGAGGGAGGGCAAGAGGCGCGAGGCCGUCCUCACCAAGUACAGAAACGGUACGGUGAAACCAGAGAGGGGCGGCGGCCGGCUGAGCUUCACCAACGACGCCCUGCAGAUCCAGGACCUGCAGCCAGAGGAUGCUGGAGAGUACGUCUGCAACGGGGUGCUGCAGGCCAGAGUCACGGUCCUCACAGCACACGCAGAGACGAGCAGCCAGCCUCCGUCCACCAGCACGACUCCAUCACCUGCAGUCGUGACAGCAGAAGUGGAAGAAAUAAAGAAGAAGAGCAACACGAGACCUGAGAACGUUCUGCUGCUGGUUGCUGUCGUCAGUGUGGGCUUGAUGAUCAUCUUCUUAGCUGCUGUGUGUGUGUUGCUGACCAGCAUGAAGUGCAGGAGGAAGAAACGCAGAGCUGCAGCAGCACCGACACGUGACGACACGGAGCUGCAGCCGUGGACGACGUCCAGCGCACCGACAGAGGGUGAGGACUUAGAGACCCCGCCCCUCUGUGGAGAGACGAUCCACUACGCCUCUCUGGGCCGACAGAACUGGAGGGAGAGACCCAGCAGGAGUCCGCCGGAGCAGAGCCACCACAGCGUCAUCUACUCCUCUGUCAUCAGCAGACCUGCAGCGAGAGCUGAGCACAAACUCUGAAAGC
This is a messenger RNA of Pelmatolapia mariae (spotted tilapia), 1141 nucleotides long. RefSeq lists its product as uncharacterized. Bases 73 to 1137 code for a protein of 354 amino acids. Lineage: Eukaryota; Metazoa; Chordata; Actinopteri; Cichliformes; Cichlidae. The record is from RefSeq and is a predicted model, not a curated record. The transcript is spliced from 8 exons.